AUGGGGAACUUGCUGCCAAGAGAAAACAGGUGGCAGCAGGGCACUCAAGAAACGCCCUGGAAUCUGAGAAGUCAAGGCCCCAAACUGAGACUUUCCAGAUGCUCGGACUGCCACAUCGCUGAAGGGUGUUUCUGCCUUCCAUGGAAAAAAAUACACAUUUCUGAAGCACGACAAGACUCCCGAAAGCAAAAUGAAGAAACAUCAUCUGCUCCCAUUCAGCAAGAGAACGGUGACCAGGGCUCCUCGGAGGAUCUGUGCUACACCCUCAUCAAUCACAGCGUCCUCGGGAAAAGGUCGUCGGGGAUCUCUGCAGAGGAAUCUUAUGAGAAUGUUUCCGUCAAGGCUGAGAGGCCCAGAGCAUCGCUGGGAGGAACCGAGACCGAGUACUCACUCCUUCGCGUGCCGUCCGCCCCUAAGCACCCAUCCUCCCCAGAGGGCGAGUAUGAACUUCUCAUGCCCGGCGGAACCUUCCCUCCCUCCCUGAGACAGCCACGCCCACUCGCGCCCCCUCCUCAGGCUCCGUUUUCUCAUCUCUGA
This is a messenger RNA of Rangifer tarandus platyrhynchus (Svalbard reindeer), 537 nucleotides long. NCBI's taxonomy places the organism in Eukaryota, Metazoa, Chordata, Mammalia, Artiodactyla, Cervidae. The record is from the annotation of a GenBank genome assembly.